This is a messenger RNA of Salvelinus namaycush (lake trout), 5188 nucleotides long. RefSeq names its product calcium/calmodulin-dependent serine protein kinase b (gene caskb). Gene Ontology annotation, biological process: regulation of neurotransmitter secretion; protein phosphorylation. Gene Ontology annotation, cellular component: plasma membrane; cell-cell junction; basolateral plasma membrane. Gene Ontology annotation, molecular function: signaling receptor binding; protein kinase activity; ATP binding. The transcript has 26 exons. The record is from RefSeq and is a predicted model, not a curated record. The coding region runs from base 764 to 3565 and encodes 933 amino acids. Lineage: Eukaryota; Metazoa; Chordata; Actinopteri; Salmoniformes; Salmonidae.
GUAAAAAUUGGAGUAACGGUGCUCGAAGGAGACUGGAAUACGAAAUAAUAUUAUUUUAUUUUCAACAUACCAACGAAAUAUACAUGGAUGCACAUUUUACGAGAUAAGCAUAAAGUCUUUGAUUUAAGAUCAUGUAGCUGCAACCUUGUUUUGCAUGUGCGGUAAUAUUCCAAGACAUAUGUGAUACGUUGGGUGUGCUCAGCGCAAUAACGGCGCUAGCAAGCUAUUUCAAACGGUAAAAUAAAUCCAGAUUGCUAGGAGAUAGCCAGCUAGUUUGCGGGGGAGCAAGCUGCCUACUCGGGCAGAGGCAUCAUCGGAUGCAUCGACCAAGAAGAGGCAUCUGGUAGGCAUUAACCGACAAUACAAUCUCGGGGCAUGCAAAGCGGUGUGUUUUGUGCAAACGGUUGAUAAAUCCCGCGUCCUCGGGUCUGGUCGUGGGAUUAACCAGCCGGGAGAGAAGGAGAAGGUGGGGCCGAGGAGUGUCAAAAACGGUCGAGUUAAACCCAGCGCAUGUAACUUGGCGCUCUAGCUAGCGGGCUAACAUUACCUUCUCCAUCGGUUUUCCAUUUGGGAAAUUAAUUUAGGAAACUAUAAUUAUUCGACCAUUGGAAUUCUGAGAGCUUGCUGGGGUAUUCCGUGGCAGUUCCCCCUCUCCCCCAACAAGGAUCAGUCAGAGCUGUACACUUGAGGCCAUUGGCUUCUCUACAAAUAAUACCGUGUGGGGCGAAUUUCACGGGGGUAGCAUCCCCGUUUGCUUUGGACCAUGGCGGACGACGACGUGCUUUUCGAGGAUGUCUACGAGCUGUGCGAGGUGAUUGGGAAGGGUCCCUUCAGUGUGGUGAGGCGCUGUAUCAACAGGGACACAGGGCAGCAGUUUGCAGUGAAGAUCGUAGAUGUGGCCAGUUUCACCUCCAGCCCUGGCCUCAGCACAGAGGAUCUGAAGAGAGAGGCCAGUAUCUGUCACAUGCUGAAGCACCCUCACAUCGUAGAGCUACUAGAAACCUACAGCUCCGAUGGCAUGCUCUACAUGGUCUUUGAGUUUAUGGAUACAGCUGACCUGUGUUUUGAGACUGUGAAGCGGGCCGAUGCUGGUUUUGUCUACAGUGAAGCUGUAGCCAGUCACUACAUGAGACAGAUCUUGGAGGCGCUGCGGUAUUGCCAUGACAACAACGUGAUUCACCGUGACGUGAAGCCUCACUGUGUCCUGCUGGCCUCUAAGGAGAACUCAGCUCCUGUCAAGCUGGGGGGGUUUGGAGUGGCCAUACAACUAGGAGAAUCAGGCCUGGUGGCAGGAGGUCGAGUAGGCACGCCCCACUUCAUGGCCCCAGAGGUGGUGAAGAGAGAGCCAUAUGGUAAGCCUGUAGACGUGUGGGGCUGUGGAGUCAUCCUGUUCAUCCUGCUGUCUGGCUGCCUGCCCUUCUACGGUACCAAGGAACGCCUGUUUGAGGCUAUCAUUAAGGGGAAAUAUAAGGUAAUGAACCCACGCCAGUGGAGCCACAUCUCAGAGAGCGCCAAGGACCUGGUGCGUCGCAUGCUGAUGCUGGACCCCGCAGAGAGGAUCACUGUCUACGAAGCCCUCAACCACCCCUGGCUUAAGGAGAGGGACAGGUAUGCCUACAAGAUCCACCUGCCAGAGACGGUGGAGCAGCUGAGGAAGUUUAAUGCAAGGAGGAAGCUCAAGGGGGCCGUGUUGGCUGCUGUCUCCAGCCACAAGUUUAACUCCUUCUACGGAGACCCACCAGAGGAGAUGCCUGACUUCUCUGAAGACCCCACCUCCUCAGGGGCAGUAUCCCAGGUGCUGGACAGCCUGGAGGAGAUCCAUGCUCUGACCGACUGCAGUGAGAAAGAUCUGGACUUCUUACACAGCGUCUUCCAGGACCAACACCUACACACACUGCUGGACCUCUAUGACCAGAUCAACACCAGGUCGUCUCCUCAGAUCAGGAACCCUCCCAGUGAUGGAGUACAGAGAGCCAAAGAGGUACUGGAGACAAUCUCCUGUUACCCUGACAACAUGGAGGCCAAGGAACUCCGGAGGAUCCUCACACAGCCACACUUCAUGGCCUUGCUCCAGACCCAUGAUGUGGUGGCCCAUGAGGUGUACAGUGACGAGGCUCUGAGGGUGACCCCCCCGCCCACCUCACCCUACCUGAACGGAGACUCUCCCGAGAGCACCAACGGGGACAUGGACCUGGAGAACGUGACUCGAGUACGCCUGGUUCAGUUCCAGAAGAAUACUGACGAACCUAUGGGCAUCACUCUGAAGAUGAACGAUCUGAACCACUGCAUCGUGGCCCGUAUCAUGCACGGAGGAAUGAUCCACAGACAAGGUACGCUGCAUGUCGGCGAUGAGAUCAGAGAGAUCAACGGGAUCAGCGUUGCCAAUCAGACCGUAGAACAGCUCCAGAAGAUGCUGAGGGAAAUGCGAGGGAGUGUUACCUUUAAGAUCGUACCCAGCUACCGGUCACAGUCCAUGUCUUGCGAGGUAUGGACCGAUUCUCUUGUGUCUCUAGAAAAUCAGAAAGAGUCCCCCGACCCAUCCAGACAGUCGCCAGCGAACGGCCAUGCUAGCGUCACUAGCUCCAUCCUGGAUCUGCCCUCUACCAUCCAGCCUAAAGGACGACAGAUCUACGUGCGUGCCCAGUUUGAGUACGACCCCGCCAAGGAUGACCUCAUUCCCUGUAAGGAGGCCGGGAUCCGCUUCCGGGUGGGUGACAUCAUCCAGAUCAUCAGUAAGGACGACCACAACUGGUGGCAGGGCAAGCUGGAGAACACUAAGAACGGAACCGCAGGGCUCAUACCGUCACCAGAACUACAGGAGUGGCGUGUGGCGUGUAUCGCCAUGGAGAAGACCAAGCAGGAGCAGCAGGCCAGCUGUACCUGGUUUGGCAAGAAGAAGAAACAGUACAAAGACAAGUACCUGGCCAAGCACAACGCAGUGUUUGACCAACUAGACCUGGUCACGUAUGAAGAGGUGGUCAAACUGCCUGCAUUCAAGAGGAAAACGCUUGUUUUGUUGGGGGCCCAUGGAGUUGGCAGGAGGCACAUCAAGAACACGCUCAUCACUAAGCACCCAGACCGAUUUGCCUACCCCAUUCCUCACACAACCAGACCUCCAAAGAAGGACGAGGAGAAUGGGAAGAACUACUACUUUGUGACACAUGACCAGAUGAUGCAGGACAUCAGCAACAAUGACUACCUGGAGUACGGUAGUCACGAGGACGCCAUGUACGGCACGCGGCUAGAGACCAUCCGCCAGAUCCACCAGCAGGGUAUGAUCUCCAUACUGGACGUGGAACCACAGGCACUCAAGGUGUUGAGGACGGCGGAGUUUGCCCCUUACGUUGUGUUCAUCGCAGCUCCCACCAUCACCCCUGGAAUGAACGAGGAUGACUCCCUCCAGCGGCUGCAGAAGGAGUCCGAGGGCCUCCAGAAGACCUACGCCCAUUACUUCGACCAGACCGUCAUCAACAACGAGAUCGACGACACCAUCCGUCUGCUGGAGGAGGCUGUGAACCUGGUGUGCACCACCGCCCAGUGGGUUCCUGUGUCCUGGGUUUAUUAACCCCUGAACCCAGACCAACCAACACCAAACUCUGACUGUCGUCCCCCAUUCCCCAACAAACUCCGGUUUUCUUUUACAAUGCAUCUCUGUGGAACAUCUCUGUGGAAAAUCUCUGUGGAAACCGUGUGGAUGAAGGAAAAAGGUCUGAUACCGCCUCUGAAACCUCAGUCAGUCCUCCUGAAGAAAAACAGUGACUUCUGUCGUCUUCCUCUCCACUCCUUACUGACUGCCUUAAAGGCACAUCGUUGUGUGUGUAUAUAUAUACAUAUACAUACAUAUAUAUAAUAGAAAAAUAAUGAAUAUGGUCCUGUUCUUAGAGUUGAAUGAAAGGAAGGUGGGGAGGGAGGGGGGGGGUACAUUUUCUACCUUUUUUCUUUUUGUAUCGUUACAGCGCCAGCUGUCUGAGGCGAGAUAGUGAGGAGGACAGACGUGACACACGGUGAUGGGUGUCUGUUGCUGUUUACCUUGUAUAAGGCAAUUCCUAUGGUCAUCAGUCGGAAGCUUGCCGUGUGACCCCCUGACCCCUUACUCCUAUUGGCCGCCUCAUACUCUUCGUGCUCCGCCCCUCAGAGACAGCGGAGGUCCCUCUCGCACAGUCGCCGCUGCCGCAGUGACACCACGUCCUAUUGGGCGAAUAGAAAAGCACAGUGAACACCCCUCCCCCUAUCCCUUUCCUUUUAUUUAUUUCAUAGGUCCCUGUAUCUGUCAAUCAAAUUGUUGAAGGAGCACCCCCCCGAACUCUCUUCAUUCCCUACAUACCCUGUUUGUUUACAUCUCAGUUUGCACAAUGGAGAGAACAGGUGCUCUCCCCCCUCUGUUUCUUUCUCUCUCUCUUUCUCUCUGUAAAGCGAUGACUCUCCUCGGUCAGAGCGUGUGUUUGGUCAUCGCCAAAGCACGGGUGUCCAAGCCAGAGGGCAUCCCUCUGAAUGGACGGACAGGAGGAGGGAAGAAACAACAAGAUCCAACACGGUCACCCUGCAUGCGGCUGGGGCAGAAGACUCUGACUCCUAUGCACACCCCCCAGUCCUGCAGGCCCAUAAUAGUGAGCCGUGUAUGUAAAUUGUCCCUAUUUGAUAUGUUGUGGGAAUGGGAGGGGAAGAGGAUACGGAGUGGGACGUCCAAUCCUAUAGGUCCACCAUUUCAGAACUGUGUCGUCUUAAAAGAGUAUUACUGUUUUAAGUUCAAUGGAAGGAGAUGCAUUUUUAUGGUGUGUAAAUGUUUCAAUGGUUCGUAAGUCAUAUGAGUGAUGCCAAGAGCCAGUGUGUGUAUAAUAAUAAUAAUACUAAAAGAGCUCAUUGUGACAAACUCUUCCUAACACUUUACUUGCGGUGACAUGACAUAGCGCCUUAUGAGCACUGUCGUAAAAAGGGCGUAGAGCCUGUCUUGAACUGUCGUAGCAUAAAAAAAGAAAAAUGCUUUGUCAUGCUUCUGACAGUGUGUUAUGUAGGGGUUAUGUCUCUGCCUGGAGUAAAGUGUUACCAUUUAAAGUCCUGUGUAAAGUUCCCUCUGCAAAUGACAAGCAGCUCUACGGUAUGAAAUGUUGUUCUUUUUCUUUUCUGUUUUGUAAAAAAUAUAUUUCAUUUUAAGUGUUGACAAAGUAAACUGCCUUUGGGUUCUGUCUCA